AUGCAAAAAGCAGAUGAACAGUCUGAAGGGGCACAGCAUGCCAGCAAAAGGACCACUCACUCCACUGACGCCUCGGCUCUCUGGUCAGAAAGCCACACCCAUCUGCACCAGCUCCAUCCACCUGAGCCCCUGCAGGCCCCGCCCAGCACUGGCAAGCCCGUCGGCUCCUCUUGCGGCCUCCUCGGGUCCAACAGUGGCAUUCAGGACCCCGAUGGCAGUGGUUCCGGUGUUCGCCCUGUCCUCGCUUGGCAUGCCGCCAUUAGCGCUGCUCGCCAGGCGCAGGGCGAUGUUGCAAAGCCCGAGAUAAGUUCACGGCCCUCAGUGUGCACCACUGGACCAGCUCCUGUGGGCUCACUGGCACAGAGAAAGAGGCAGCAGUACGCUAAAAGUAAAAAGCAGGGAGGAUCUACCAACAGCAGGCCACCCAGAGCUCUGUUCUGCCUCACCCUAAACAACCCAAUCCGCCGAGCCUGCAUCAGCCUGGUGGAGUGGAAACCAUUUGAUAUCUUUAUACUGCUGUCUAUUUUUGCCAACUGUGUGGCCUUAGCCAUUUACAUCCCCUUCCCCGGAGACGACUCCAACUCUACCAACCAAGAACUGGAAACAGUAGAAUAUGCCUUCCUGAUCAUUUUCACAAUAGAAACAUUUUUGAAGAUUAUUGCCUACGGCCUGGUCAUGCACCAAAACUCCUACGUCAGAAACGGCUGGAACAUGCUGGACUUUGUCAUCGUCAUAGUGGGGUUGUUCAGUGUGGUUCUAGAGAUGAUAACCAAGGACGCUGACUCUGGCGGCCAGUCUGGGGGCAAACCUGGGGGGUUUGAUGUCAAGGCCCUCCGAGCCUUUCGCGUGCUACGACCCCUUCGCCUUGUCUCUGGAGUUCCUAGUUUACAGGUGGUUUUAAACUCCAUUAUUAAAGCCAUGGUUCCCCUGCUUCACAUUGCUCUGCUGGUCCUCUUUGUAAUUAUCAUCUACGCCAUCAUCGGCCUGGAGCUUUUCAUUGGCAAAAUGCAUGCCACAUGCUACGUGAUACAAACAGGUGCCCUCGCAGAAGAAGAACCCACGCCAUGUGCUGUAUCAGGGCACGGCCGUCAUUGCCUGCUCAAUGGUACAUUUUGCAGAGAGGGCUGGCAAGGCCCCAACAACGGAAUUACCAACUUCGACAAUUUUUUGUUUGCCAUGCUCACAGUGUUCCAGUGCAUCACCAUGGAGGGCUGGACCGACGUUCUCUACUGGAUGAAUGAUGCAAUGGGCUUUGAGCUGCCGUGGGUCUACUUUGUCAGUCUGGUCAUCUUUGGAUCCUUCUUUGUUCUCAACUUGGUUUUGGGUGUGUUGAGCGGAGAGUUUUCCAAAGAGCGAGAAAAAGCCAAGGCUCGGGGAGAUUUCCAGAAGCUACGUGAGAAGCAGCAGUUAGAGGAAGACCUGAAAGGCUACCUGGACUGGAUCACCCAGGCUGAGGACAUCGACCCUGAGAACGAGGAAGAGGGAGACGAGGAGGGCAAGCGAAACCGGGUCACGCUGGCUGACCUCACUGAGAAGAAGAAAGGAAAGUUUGGCUGGUUCACUCAGUCCACAGAGACACAGGCAAGCAUGCCUAGUGAGACAGAGUCAGCGAACACAGAGAAUCACAAUGGAGAGGAAAACAAGUCACCCUGCUGUAGGCCACUGUGUCGUCAGUCGCGACGGUGGAACCGUUUCUGUCGCAGAAAGUGUCGUGCAGCCGUGAAAUCUGUGACGUUUUAUUGGCUGGUCAUCAUCUUGGUGUUCCUCAACACUCUCACCAUCGCCUCUGAGCACUACAACCAGCCGGACUGGCUGACAGAAGUACAGGAUGUUGCCAACAAAGUUCUCCUGGCGAUGUUCACCAUGGAGAUGCUAGUGAAGAUGUACAGCUUGGGGCUGCAGGCGUACUUUGUGUCCCUGUUCAACCGCUUUGACUGUUUUGUGGUGUGUGGAGGCAUUGUAGAGACCAUCCUGGUGGAGCUCGCCAUCAUGUCUCCACUGGGCAUCUCUGUAUUCCGUUGUGUACGACUGCUUAGGAUCUUUAAGGUUACACGUCAUUGGGCAUCUCUUAGUAACCUGGUGGCCUCUCUGCUCAACUCCAUGAAGUCCAUCGCCUCCCUGUUGCUGCUGCUCUUCCUCUUCAUCAUUAUUUUCUCCCUGCUUGGCAUGCAGCUUUUUGGGGGCAAGUUUAACUUUGACGAGACUGUGACCAAAAGGAGCACGUUUGAUAACUUCCCCCAGGCCCUGCUCACUGUGUUCCAGAUCUUGACGGGAGAAGACUGGAAUACGGUGAUGUAUGACGGUAUCAUGGCGUACGGCGGUCCGGCAUCCUCUGGAAUGGUGGUCUGCAUUUACUUCAUCAUCCUCUUCAUCUGUGGAAACUACAUCCUGCUAAACGUCUUCUUGGCCAUAGCUGUUGACAACCUGGCAGACGCAGAGAGCCUCAACACAGCACAGAAGGAAGAAGAGGAGGCCAAGAAGAGGAAGAAUAGUGUCAAUGAGGAGGACUCAACGUGUGAUGAUGACGACAAUAAGGGCGUUCUCCCAGAAAUCCCGCCAGGGCCUCGCCCUCAGAGGCUGUCUGAACUCAGCAUCAAAGAAAAGACUCUGCCCAUCCCGCGGGGCAGCGCCUUCUUCAUCUUCAGCAGCACUAACCCGUUUCGUGUAUUCUGCCAUAAGCUGAUCAACCAUCAGAUCUUCACCAACCUCAUCCUGGUCUUCAUCAUGCUCAGCUCCGUCUCUUUGGCUGCUGAGGACCCAAUACGCAACUUCUCUGCUCGCAAUAUUAUACUUGGUUAUUUUGACUAUGCUUUCACCGCAAUCUUUACUGUUGAGAUCCUGUUGAAGAUGACAGCGUUUGGAGCGUUCCUUCAUAAAGGGGCGUUCUGUAGAAACUACUUCAACCUUUUAGACCUGCUGGUCGUUGGUGUGUCUCUGGUCUCCUUUGGCAUUCAGUCCUCUGCUAUCUCAGUGGUGAAGAUUCUCCGUGUUUUGAGAGUCCUCCGUCCACUCAGGGCUAUCAACAGAGCCAAGGGACUUAAGCAUGUGGUCCAGUGUGUGUUUGUGGCCAUCAGGACCAUCGGCAACAUCAUGAUCGUCACUACGCUGCUGCAGUUCAUGUUCGCUUGUAUCGGAGUGCAGCUCUUUAAGGGGAAAUUUUAUCGCUGCACAGAUGAUGCAAAGUCCAGCCCAGAGGACUGCAAAGGUACCUACAUUCUAUACAACAACGGGGACACAGCACUGCCCAUGGUGAAGGACAGGAUUUGGUACAACAGCGACUUCAACUUUGACAACGUCCUUAUGGCCAUGAUGGCUCUUUUUACUGUCUCCACAUUCGAAGGAUGGCCCACUCUACUCUACAAGGCCAUCGACUCUAACAAAGAGAACAUGGGUCCCAUCUACAACUACCGCAUCGAGAUCUCCAUCUUCUUCAUCAUCUACAUCAUCAUCAUCGCCUUCUUUAUGAUGAACAUCUUUGUCGGUUUUGUUAUUGUCACCUUUCAGGAGCAGGGGGAGAAGGAGUACAAAAACUGCGAGCUGGACAAGAACCAGCGUCAGUGUGUGGAAUAUGCUCUUAAAGCUCGUCCUCUGCGACGCUACAUCCCCAAAAACCCUUACCAGUACAAGUUCUGGUAUGUGGUCAACUCUACUGGCUUUGAGUACGUCAUGUUUGUCCUAAUCAUCCUGAACACCCUGUGUCUGGCCAUUCAGCACCAUGGUCAGUCUCACCUGUUUAACUAUGCCAUGGAUAUCCUCAACAUGGUUUUCACUGGGGUUUUCACUGUGGAGAUGAUCCUCAAGCUCAUCGCCUUCAAACCCAGAAACUAUUUUGCUGAUGCAUGGAACACGUUUGAUGCCUUAAUUGUUGUGGGUAGCGUGGUUGACAUUGCCAUCACUGAGAUCAAUAACACGGAGGACAGUGCUCGCAUCUCCAUCACCUUCUUCCGUCUGUUCAGAGUGAUGCGAUUGGUCAAACUUCUGAGCAGAGGGGAGGGCAUCAGGACUCUGCUGUGGACCUUCAUCAAGUCCUUCCAGGCUCUACCCUAUGUUGCACUCCUGAUAGCCAUGCUGUUCUUCAUCUAUGCUGUAAUUGGGAUGCAGGUGUUUGGGAAAAUAGCCAUGGUGGAUGGAACACAAAUCAACCGCAACAACAACUUUCAAACCUUUCCUCAAGCUGUCCUGAUGCUUUUCAGGUGUGCCACAGGUGAGGCCUGGCAGGAGAUCAUGCUGGCCUGUCUGCCAGGGAAGCUGUGUGAUUCAGAGUCGGACUACAACCCUGGAGAGGAGAGAACCUGCGGAAGCGGCUUCGCCAUUAUCUACUUCAUCAGCUUCUACAUGCUCUGUGCUUUCCUGAUCAUAAACCUGUUUGUUGCUGUCAUCAUGGAUAACUUUGACUAUCUGACCCGUGAUUGGUCCAUUCUUGGACCACAUCACCUGGAUGAGUUUAAAAGGAUCUGGUCUGAAUACGACCCUGAAGCAAAGGGCAGAAUAAAACACCUUGAUGUGGUGACUCUGCUGAGGAGGAUCCAGCCUCCGCUGGGCUUCGGCAAGCUCUGCCCUCACAGAGUGGCCUGCAAACGUCUAGUGGCGAUGAACAUGCCCCUCAACAGUGAUGGGACGGUCAUGUUUAAUGCCACCUUGUUUGCUCUGGUCCGCACUGCUCUCAAGAUUAAGACUGAGGGUAACCUGGACCAAGCCAAUGAGGAGCUUAGAGCUGUAAUUAAGAAGAUCUGGAAGAGGACCAGCAUGAAGCUGCUGGACCAAGUGGUGCCCCCUGCAGGCGAUGACGAGGUAACAGUGGGGAAGUUCUAUGCCACCUUCCUGAUACAGGACUACUUCAGGAAGUUCAAGAGGCGCAAAGAGCAAGGUCUUGUAGGAAGGCACUCAUGGGAGAGGCUGAACACAACCAUGGCUCUACAGGCCGGCCUGCGCACGCUGCAUGACAUUGGACCAGAGAUCCGGCGAGCCAUAUCUUGUGACCUGCAAGAGGCGGGGCUGGUAAAUGUUGAUGGAGAGGAAGAAGAGGAAAUCUACAGGCGUAACGGCAGCCUUUUUGGGAACCAUGUCAACCAGGUCAGUGCUGAACAGCAAGGCUACUGCCACCCAACCACUGUCACCCAGCGGCCGCUACAGAUCCUGCCCUUCUCCUGUAGUGCCUCAACUGAACCCACCCAAACAAGCAGGAGAGCCAGCAACGUGGACAGAGGAGGGGAGACAGAGAUGAACUCUUCACCCGUCCUGUAUAACCAUCAUUAUCACUCCCCUCAUCCGCUUAAUUAUCCUCACUGUAUUUCCACUUGCCAUCAAUCGCCAAUACCCUCCAAUGCCAACCUCAACAAUGCCAACGUGCCCUCACUUCUCUCCAUGACCAAUGGGAGGCAGCAGAAGUGUUUGUUAAGGCAAGACCGUCCGUCCUCCACCAAAAAUGGAUCAUCAGUGUCCACUGACAGCAAGGGCAAACUUUGGAAGUCACACUCCACAAGGACACGCUACUAUGAGGCCUACAUUAGGUCAGAAAGCGGCGGUGGGCUCUACCCCACCAUUCGUCGAGAGGAGCCAGGGGGCGGGGACAGCGAUGAUGAGCGAGGCUCGGGAGAGUACUUCAGCGGGGAGGAGUUUCACGAAGACGACAUCAUGCUCCCAAAGGACAGGUUGCCCAACAAGGAACACCAUGAUGCAGAGGGAGGCUUUGACCUCGAGGUUUCCAAGGGCGACCACCAGUCUGAUGGUUACUAUGACGAUGACCAACUGCCCAUCUACCAAGACGGCAAGCGGUCACCCAGGAAAUGGAUUUUACCCUCUCCUCGAGCCUCCAACAGGCCAACAUUCAGUUUUGAGUGUCUUCGCAGAAAAAGUAGUCAAGAAGGCGCUCCUCCCUCUCCAUCCUGUACAGCUCUUCCACUGCACCUGGUGCAGCAACAGGUAAUGGCGGUGGCCGGUCUCGAUGCGAGCAGAGUUCACCGCUUGUCCCCUACGCGGUCGCUUUGCUCCUGGGUCACGCCUCCUGCCUCACCCAUCAGCCAUGACUGCUCGCCGUGCUACACACCACUCAUACAGGUGGACUGGCCUAGUCCCGGCAGCAUCGGCAGCAUCCCCGGAGCAGUGAAGAGGAGUUCGUGGUAUACAGACGGACAGGACGGUCCUACCAAUCGCAGCCACUCUCCGUCACUUCUGCAGUUACCUGCAGACAGCUGCUCACACUUCCUGCAGAAGAGAGGCAGCGCCAACAGUUUGGUGGAGGCUGUGUUGAUCUCUGAGGGUCUGGGGAAAUUCGCCAGGGACCCCAGGUUUGUGGCAGUGACGAAACACGAAAUCGCAGACGCCUGCGAGAUGACAAUCGAUGAGAUGGAAAGCGCUGCCAGUAACCUGCUGAACGGGAGUAGGGGCAACGGCAACGCUGGGGAAACAGGGAGCGUCAGCUCGGGCCUAAAUGUCAUUGCACAUCUUAGAGACAGCAGUAUCCAUGACUACAGCGACGAGGAGCCGUACGUUGCUCUGAAGUGCGAGGAGGACCUAACAGACGAGAUGAUACGCAUCACGUCGCUAUAGCAGAGACUCACAUUUAUUUAGGUUUUUUCAAUUGAAAUUCUACAACUAUUCCACAGUAAGGGGAUGUCUUCUCAGGAGUACCCUGCAAUAGACAGAACAUGUUUAACAUGGAUGGAUAAGAGAACAAAGUGCCUUGUUUUCUCUUUCUGUGGAUUGAUGAAGGGAACUGUAGGAGAGAUGAGAGAAACAGAUGGCAGCAUGGAAGAGCUCAGUUAAAUUAAGCAAAUGGGAACCAGAAAGAAUCUAUUUACUCGCCAGCCUGCCUGUCAUUUAGCAGGAAUUCAGCAUACGUCUUUAAUAAGUGGUUUGAUACAGCUAAAUAACCUGCCAGCCUCUAAAAGCCAGUCCAGAGCCCCCGUCAAGUUUUGUAUAUUUUUAUUGUUUUGGCUCCGUACAGCAACACAUUGGAUUUGAAAUGAAAACAACAACUUUAAUGGCUUUGAUUUGAGGGUGUUUGCAUCCAUAUUGAGUGAACAAUGUUGUCAUUGUUCUGCAGCACUGUCCUAAAAUGGUGUGACUUUGUACAAACAAGGCCAUGUAUCGUAUGCUGUUCGCUCAAUAUGAAGAGUCAAUAAAACAGCAAAUGUGUCACCUUUCUGAACACAUUGAUAAGUGACUGAAAGAGUGAUGCUGGCUUUAAAAAAGCUGCAUUUAUCCUGCAAAUGCUGCAAAAUGUCAGAUGAUUCCAGCAUUCCCUGUAGUCAGUUGAGUUUCAUGUCAUGUAUAUAUAAUGUGUUAUUUUAACCUUCAGUGGUCAU
Messenger RNA from Perca flavescens (yellow perch), 7307 nucleotides. RefSeq names its product calcium channel, voltage-dependent, L type, alpha 1D subunit, b (gene cacna1db). Gene Ontology annotation, cellular component: voltage-gated calcium channel complex; membrane. The transcript has 47 exons. NCBI's taxonomy places the organism in Eukaryota, Metazoa, Chordata, Actinopteri, Perciformes, Percidae. The record is from RefSeq and is a predicted model, not a curated record. The coding region runs from base 1 to 6549 and encodes 2182 amino acids. Gene Ontology annotation, molecular function: high voltage-gated calcium channel activity. Gene Ontology annotation, biological process: calcium ion import across plasma membrane.